Molecule: messenger RNA, 2060 nt
Organism: Ochlerotatus camptorhynchus
Lineage: Eukaryota; Metazoa; Arthropoda; Insecta; Diptera; Culicidae
Product: zinc finger protein 2-like
Exons: 3
Coding region: 73-1608 (511 amino acids)
Biological process (GO): regulation of transcription by RNA polymerase II
Cellular component (GO): nucleus
Molecular function (GO): zinc ion binding; RNA polymerase II transcription regulatory region sequence-specific DNA binding; DNA-binding transcription factor activity, RNA polymerase II-specific
Source: RefSeq, a predicted model, not a curated record
UGCAGUACAAGCGCAAUAAUAAUUAUUAAGCGAUUAAGAAGUGCUCUGGUGCCCCACAAUUAUUAUUAAAAAAUGAGUGUUUUGGAUAUGGAACAAAUAUGCCGGCUAUGCUGCACCAUUAGGUGCCGUAUGCGAUCCCUGUUCGAGCAAAAUGAAGAGCAUCCUCUUUCGUUGAGCCAAGUGAUCUACGCUGUUGCACAGCUAGAGGUCGAUCCCAACGACGGAAUGCCUCAAAAGAUUUGCUCACAGUGCGCCACCAACCUGAUGAAGAUUUACAAAACUAUCGAGAGCUAUUGGGAAAAUGAUAUGAAGCUAAGGAAGCAACUCAACCAACCAAAGCCAGACGAUAUGGAUAAGCCAGACAAUAAGGACACGCCAGACAAUAAGGACACGCCAGACGAUAAGGAUAAGGUGGAAGCCGAAGAAAUCUACCUUAAACAGGAACUCGUGGUAGAGGAUUGCAAUGAAUCGGAAGCUCUGAACCCGGAGCCAAUGAAUGACACUGCUGAAGAACAGAUUGAUGCGGCUGCUGAUGUUGAUGAAAGUGAACCAGCAGAACUAAAUAUUUGUAUUAAGGUCGAGCCUCUGGAUAUACACAACGAGGAAAGACAAAUAACUGCUCCAAACCAGAUUGUAACCAUUCCAUAUUGGAAGCCGACUGCUGUUCAAGAAACUGAGCCAAUCCCGAAGAAGAAGCGAGGACGUCCGAGCAAAGUUGAUAAAAGGAAACCGACAGAACUAAAUAUUGGUAUAAAGAAGGAGCCUCUGGAUGAACACGCCGAGGAUAGUCAUGUUACGGUUACAAAACAGAAUGUGACUGCUGUUCAGGCAAGUGAACCAAUCCCGAAGCGAAAACGAGGACGUCCGUGCAGCAAAGUUGUAGAUCCAAAACGGCCUAAACUGCACGAUCACAAAUGUUACAUCUGUAAAAGUGAGUCUUUCGGGACGGCUGUAGCCCUUUUGGCACACCUGACUAGUAGUCACGAAGAUCAGCUGCCUUUUACUUGUCCGGAGUGUGUUAUGGAGACGGUUGUACUGGACACCCUACUGACUCUGAACGUGCAUAUGCGACGGCAUUUGAAUCCGGAAAAAUGUCAAUAUUGCGACAAGCGCUACCUUACUAAAUAUAAGGUUGCUAUUCACGUACAGCAGCAGCAUCCUUCAUUUGCAGACGAAAGCGCUCAGUGUCCGGCAACAUGCAAUCAGUGUGACGAAGUGUUCCCUUCCAAGGUUUCUCUAAAGCAACACGUGAAACGCGUGCAUACUGCUUCAACCACGGUGAGCUGUGCUGCUUGUGGCGAAGCAUUCAACGGAAGGGCCAAACUAAACUCCCACAUUCAAAAGCAACAUGGUCAAAGCAGUAAACAGUUUGAGUGUAACAUAUGUCAGAAGAAACUUACUUCGUUGAAAAUUUUACAAAGCCAUAUGAAAACGUUUCAUUCGACUUUGAACCACGAAUUCAAAUGCAGUUACUGCCCGAAGGCGUACAGUACAAAGUUUUCGAGACAAGUUCACGAAAAGAGUCAUUCAAAACACGAACAAAAAGCUCAAACAAAAUCGUCCCCAGUAGUACAAGUCCGUGGUGGGAGAAGGUCUAAAAUAGAAUAAAAUGCCACAUCUGUAGUAAGAUUAUACGGUGAGUGUAGCGCGAAGAAAAGCCACCAGUGACAGGACAUUCGCCAGCAACUGGUGCAUCACGAAACAUCCGGAUCAACCGAGUUGCGGAACGUAUAAAAGUAAGGUCAAAUGAAUAAAAAACCAUAAUUUAUUAAAACAGCCAUUCACGGUUUAGAGGCACCAGAGAAAAUGACAUGAAUGGCCAGAGAAGUUACCAUGAAGAUUCAGCUCGACCUCGAAGCACACUUAUUGUGGCAUUAAAUCAUCUGGCAUCUCUGUUCAGUAGUGCGCAAAAAAAAAUUGAAAACCUGCGAUGAAAUUUGGAAAUGUCUGGAAAUGUUCAAAAUGUUUGUGAAAUUGAACCGACUCUUUCAGCAAUUCAAAUACAAUAACCAGAAAAAAUUACUCCUGUUAAAAGCUGUAAAAUAGCCUGAAAUAAUAAA